Notolabrus celidotus (New Zealand spotty) is the source of this 7131-nucleotide messenger RNA. It is a transcript of the gene col17a1b, whose product is annotated as collagen, type XVII, alpha 1b. Bases 439 to 5877 code for a protein of 1812 amino acids. Lineage: Eukaryota; Metazoa; Chordata; Actinopteri; Labriformes; Labridae. The record is from RefSeq and is a predicted model, not a curated record. The transcript has 56 exons.
ACUCAAGCAGCGCGAGGAGAAGAAGAAGAGGCAGGAGGACUCCAUCACUCUUGUUCUUCUUCACACUCGUUUAUCUGCCUCUGUAUGAGGUGAGACUGACAGCUUAAUUGGUUCCCUCAGGGCGCUGUUUUUUCUUCUCCUUCUUCUCCUCUCUUCUUUUAAAUCCAGCUUUCCGUGCCGUCUGCUACACCUGCCUGCCAAGCUGCAGCGCUGAUGGGCGCGGCUGGGACCUGUGCCCAAAUCUCUGUUUUGACUUGCCUGGGAAAGUUAAGCGAAAAGGCACAAAAGGGACGGAGGAAGACUUUAAGAACAUCCCACCCAAGCGCGUCAACUUCAUACCAGCACAUUAUUCCUCUCGUGGAUCAGACGCUGCAUCUCGAGAGGGGGUUCUUCGGGAUUUGAUUGAUACUUGUUCAAGCUGGCUGAAGAUAAGAUGGGAUGGAGGAGUUAAUAGGACUGAUGGACUUCUCAGCCGGCUCGGCUGAAGAAAGGGUUGUGACAGAAACUAUAACCACCACCCGGCUGACUUCUCUACCACCAAAGGGAACCAGCGGAUCAAAUCACAGGAAUAUGACCAGCGGUGCUGGAGGGCUGGGCUUGGAGAAGAAUGUCUUAACCCAGAACAGCAGUGGAACUUAUUUUUCUUCAUCCUCUGUGGGGGUGAACACCAGCAACUACAGCUCCUCCUCAGGGGUUUACCUGGGAGGAGGCUCAUCGGGUGAAGGAGAUGGAGGGGGAACCUACAUAGAAGGAGAGCUGUUUGGUGGUGGAAUAGGAGGUGGAAUAGGAGGAGGAGGUGGUGGAAUAGGAGGAGGAGGUGGUGGAAUAGGAGGAGGAGGUGGAGGAGGAGGAGGCGGCGGUGGAGCUGGUGGAGGAGGAGGAAGAUCCAGUAGCAGUUACACAGUAAGCUCAGUGUCAAAGGUCAGAUCUGGCUCAUCCGGCGGUGCCAGGCGUGCUCAGACUGCUGGCUCAUCAGGAGGUCUGUCGCCAGUUUUCCGGGAGAGGAAGACCAUAACAAGCCGCUCAGUGGGUUAUGACGGAAGUUCCAGUCCUAAUUCCUCUCCAGAGUUUACUCGUAAAGAUUAUGGAGUCUAUUGCUCUGGCAGCGCAAGAGGGAGGAGCGAGAGCAGAGAGAGCGAGAUCAGAGCCAGAUUACAAAGCGCCUCUCCCACCGCCUGCAGAUGGACAGAGCUGGAUGACGUAAAGAAACUGCUUAAGGGUCGUUCCAACAGCGUCAGCCCAACUCGUUCCUCCAGCACCUCUACCACCCUGCCUGUACCUAAAAAGGCCACUGUGGAAUCCAAGAGCAUCUCAGUUGCCACUCAGUCGGGUUCACCUAUAUUGAGCUCUGGUGUGAGAUCAGGCGGGUUCCGCACCAUCGAGACAUCAACCCUGUAUGAUACUGGUCUGACAAACGGAGGGUUUGAUACUGGUUCAAAAUCAAGUCAGUAUGAUGUCACUGUAAAGUCAGGUCAAUAUGAUACUGGUUUGAAAUCAGGCCAUUAUGAUACUACUCUGAAGUCAAGUCAGUAUGACACUGGUGUGAGGUCAGGCCAUUAUGCCACCAGUUUAAAGUCAGGGCAGUAUGACACCGGGAGAACGGGCCAGUAUGACUCGCUGGACGCUAUACUUCCAUCCUUCACUUGGUCCACCGCCACGCUGCCUGCUGCUUGCGCCUCAGGGGUCACCAGCAGCACCUCAUACCAGGUCAACACCAACAACAUGGGGGGAGGAUCAUCACCAAUUGGCCUCACCUCCCCCUCAUCACUGUCAGUUUACGGCUUUCAGAAUAACCUGGCGCCCACUUCUAGCAGUGUGCUCACCACCAGUGGAGCUAACGUUAACGCUCACCUUGGAGGUUAUGGUGUUCAGAAGAACGUGUCAAACACUGGUGGUGUCAUCACUACUGGAGUUGCUUCAACCACUAGAUCCCAGCCUGACGACUCUUUUAAGAAAGACUACAAGUUCCUCAUUGCUGAUAAGGAAAAUGUUUCUGGGAGGACACAGAGAGACACAGAGAUGCUCAUUUUGGCCAAAGACAGUGGGAAGCAGUUCACUAGCAGCAGUAGUAUGCAGCUAGGAGGAGGGUCGCUAUCUGGAGAUUCAAUAAAGAAAGAGAAGCUGAUUUCAAGCUACACUGAGACGAUGCCCCUGAAGGCGGAGACAGGAAACUCUUUCUACACAUCACCAGGAGUUGUAAUGAAAGACAAAGCCACCUUUGCAGAAAUCCACAGGGACAGCGGUGUCUUCGGAGGAGGAGGAUUUUGCUGCUGCUCUGACAACUGUUGCUCGUGGUGGAAGUGGCUGCUGGGUCUGCUCCUUCUCUCCCUGCUCCUUCUGGGACUCCUGUUUGGACUCAUCGCUCUGGCUGAGGACGUGAGGAAGCUGAAGAAUCGAGUGUCUACUCUGGAGGCUGAAUCUUCAGUCGUUUCUGCUCGUACCAGUCGUCUGUCAGAUAACAACAUCUACCUGGCUGGAGCAGGAGCAGGAGGAGGAGCAGGAGGAGGAGGAUCCCGCACCGACACCUCAAUACACUUGGGUGCUGGAGGUGCAGGAGGAGGAGGAUCCCACACUGACACCUCUAUACACCUGGGUGCUGGAGGUGCUGCAGGUGCAGAAGGAGGAGGCAGCAGCAGCAGAACAAGAAUCUCGAUUGCCGGAGCUGGUGCUGGUGGCGGCACUGCUGGUAGAAACGAUCUUGACAUCAGCAUCGCAGGUGCUGGUGCUGGUGGGGGCGCAGGGUCUGGCAGAACAAGUGCUAGAGGUUCUGAAACUGUCUCCAGUGGAAGUUCAGGCAGUACUUGGAGCAGUAACGGUGGUGGCCUCGGUGUUAGUGGAGGACAAAUGGAUGCUGCUUCUCUUCAGCUGAUGAUCCAGAACAUGUUGAGAAAUGAAAUGCAGUCACAGGCAUUCAGAGCUCUUCUGAUGUCAUCCGUGGGAGAUGGCAGAGGCAUACCUGGACCCAAAGGUGACAGUGGACCUAAAGGAGAUCCUGGUACUCCUGGAUCAAUCGGUGCUCCAGGUGCUAAUGGACAAGCAGGCCCUGAAGGUCCCAAAGGACAGAAAGGAAGCCUUGGUGAUCAUGGAGUUGAUGGGAUACCAGGAAUCAGGGGUAGGGAGGGCCCAGCUGGACCCAGAGGUGAGCCUGGACCUUCAGGAGUUGGAACCAAAGGUGACAGAGGUGCUCCUGGAGAUCAUGGAAUUCCUGGGCCUGUUGGCCUGGCUGGACUCAAAGGCGAAGCUGGAAUAUCUGGACUUCCUGGAGCAGCAGGUCAACCAGGUCCUCAAGGUUUCCGUGGGGAGGCAGGAUUACCUGGGAUUAAAGGUGACAGAGGUCUUCCAGGAUUUAAUGGACAAAAAGGUGACUCUGGAGACAAAGGACUCAGAGGACUGCAAGGUGAUGCUGGUUUACCAGGACCGUCAGGGCCACCUGGAGACAAAGGACUCAAAGGAUCAAUGGGAUUGGCUGGGCAUGACGGUGUCAAAGGAUCAAGAGGUGAUCAGGGAGUUGCUGGGCCACCUGGACUUAGAGGUCCUAUCGGGCCUCCUGGAGAUAACGGACUUCCAGGCCAACCUGGGCUUCAAGGACCUCCAGGUAUUGCAGGUAAUCCUGGACGACCCGGUUCCAAAGGUGAAACUGGUGAUGCAGGAAGAAUCAUCAACGCAGCUGGCUCCACUUCUAUUGGAAUCCCAGGACCACCAGGGCCUGCCGGUCCACCUGGCCCUGCAGGACCUCCAGGAUUAUCAGGUCCCAUUGGCCCUGCUGGUCUGCCUGGCCAAUCUGGUCCUAAAGGUGAUAGAGGAUAUAAGGGAGAUCAAGGAGAAGCAGGAAUAUCAGUGAGAACGUCUGAAACUGUACGAUCAAGCAGCACCGGCAGUCAGUUUAGCUCUGGUGGAUUCUCAAAUCAACCUGGUCCACCUGGCCCACCUGGUCCACCAGGACGUCCAGGUGAUUCAAGGCAAGGACCCCCAGGACCACCAGGGCCUCGAGGUGAGCCAGGUUAUGGCAGACCAGGACCUAAAGGAGACAAAGGAGACUCUAGCUUUGCAUCCAGCUCUGGAUCAUUCUACCCCGGACCACCAGGACCACCUGGACCUGCUGGGCCUAAAGGAUCAUCAGGAUCUCCUGGACCAAGAGGAUACCAAGGUGAAGCAGGCACGCCAGGCGCCCCGGGUAGACCAGGAACCUCUGAGAGAGUAUCUUACUCUGGAGGUCUUGCAAUCCCUGGACCCCCAGGUCCUCCAGGGCCUCCUGGACUUCCAGGACCACAAGGAUAUAAAGGGGACACUGGAGCUCCUGGAACUCCAGGCUCUUCAAGAGGCUCCAUCUCACUUACCCAGGGCCCUCCUGGUCCUCCAGGUCCUCCUGGUCCUCCAGGCUCCUUCUCUUCCUCCAGCGAGAUGCGCUCGUACAUCACCGACUAUAUGAGUAGACACACACAGUCCAGUGUCCAAGGACCCCCAGGUCCACCUGGGCCUCCAGGAAUCCCUGGAACCUUCUCAGGCUCUAUGGAGGACAUCUCCACUCGGAUCAUUGCUUACAUCCAACGUUCAGGCUCUAGCCUCAACUUUGGCGUUCAGGGACCACCAGGUCCACCUGGUCCUCCUGGUCCUGGCUCUGGAUCUUUCUCAGUCAGCGGUCUCAUUGCCAUGCUUCAGAGAGACGAUGUAAGGAGAUAUUUGACAGGACCACCAGGACCUCAGGGGCCACCUGGGCAACCGGGAUCAUCAGGAGGAAUUUCAGGCAGUUACAGUGUAGAGGAGAUCGCCAGAUACGUCUUCAAUAUCAUGAAUGAGAGGGGGAUUGCUCGAGGUGCACCUGGGCCUCCUGGCCCACCUGGUCCUGCUGUUUCAGGGGGAGCUGGCUUUACUACUGCUACCAUUGAUUACACUGAACUGGCGAGAAACUCUGACUUCCGCUCAUGGAUAACAUCUGUUGCAUCACAUGGCAAUCCUGGUCCUCCGGGUACCCCAGGACAGCCAGGCCCUCCUGGCCCUCAGGGGCCUCCAGGAUACUCCUCCGCCACGGUGUACGGAGCAGGAGCAAUAGGAGCAGGAGGAGGAGGAGUACAAGGUCACAGCUUGGAGGAGAUUCAGCGUUAUCUGCAGGGUUCUGGGUUCAGAGGUCUUCCUGGCCCUCCUGGUCCUCAGGGUCCACAGGGUCCACCGGGCAGUUACUCUGGAACGAUUUCAUACGGUGGAAACCUCCCUCGGGACAGCAUCCGCACUGAAAUUCAGCAGUAUUUGACCAGUGAUAGCGUUCGUCGUUCUAUCAUCGGUCCUCCUGGGCCUCAGGGACCGAGGGGAGAGAGGGGAGAGCGUGGAGAACCGGGUUACGUUCAGGGCUACGCGCAGAGCCAGAGCUACGGUCAGAGUGACUCUCGUGGCGGCAGCUCCAGGCGCUCAGACAUUGAUGUCAGCAGGCUUGCUGAGAGAUUGGACUACUCCAGCGUGGCCGUGAAAGUCAGCGAUUAUAUCAAGAAUGAAGGCCUGCUGCAGGACUAUUUGGUCGAUGGUCCAUGGAGAGCCAAUGUCAGAGCCAUUCAAGGCCCCGCUGGUCCACCUGGCCCUCCUGGAGCACCUGGUGUGAGCCGCGUCAUUGGAGCCUAUGGCAACGUAACAGCUGACCUCAUGGACUUCUUCAGAAGAUACGGCACCAUCGCAGGUCCUCAGGGAAUCUCUGGACAAAAGGGAGAGAGAGGGUACCCAGGACCCAGAGGAGAAAAGGGUGACCGUGGACAGCCAGGUUUACCAGGACUACCGGGGUCUUACACUGUCCAAGUUCCACACAGAGUACAGAAGAGGAGUGCAGCCAUUGCAGACAAAAAAGUGGUCGUUCGUCACAAGCAGCGCAGCCGUCGAUCCACUGGCGUCUAAAGAACAAACUACUGGAUCAUAUCAGAUUUCAUUUUAACUCAUCUUUGCUGUAGGUGUUCAACUGUAAGCUAUGCAAGUAGUCAAUUAUGCUCCUUAUUGUUGCCAUGUGUAGAAAAAGUCAGAGGAUGAUUUUAGAAAAUAAAUCGCAUUAAAACACAUCAAUCUCUUUUAAAAAAUUAAAGCUUUCAGGCAGUAAAGGUUUGGAUUCAGCUGCUGGUCAGUGUUUUUAUAACACAGACUUCAUGUUUUUUUGAACAUGUGGGUGUAAAAUGUUUACUUUGCUUAGUAAAAGGCUUGCUGUCAAACUUUUUUUUCUCCCAGGGGCAGCUUUGUUUGAGAAUAUCUAUUUUUAAGCAAUAAGAAGCUGAUCCUCUGUUUGCACUUUGCAUCAUUUCCCACUGCUUAUGUAACUUGACUGUCUGGUGUACUGUUUAUUUUUUGUAUUCAUGUCUUUUGAGGAUUAUUCUGUAUUGAGGACUAUAUAAGUGUAUAUGUCAUGUCAAGGUAACCAUUCAGAUGUUUCAUAAAAGGACUACAACAUUCACAAUAAUCACAACCUCCAGCCUUUGAGACCCAGUUUUCAUAGUUUUCCAUUUAUCCCACAUAUAAUAUCAUUUACGUUUUUAAACACAUUAAGAGAUGUAUAAUUAUCCAUAUAAGAACCGUACGUUCAGAGCGAGGGUCAUUUGUACCGCAGAGCAGGUCAGGAUGAGGAUUACAGUAACAGUUAGGAUUUGCUUGAAAGGUUUGUGAGCAGGAACAAGAAAUACAGCUCUUUGUUCACACGGUUGAAAGACAGGGACUCAGAUAUUCACUAACAAAUGAAUGAUUGGAUUGUAUAUUUUUGUAUAAGAGCGCACUGAAAUUGAUAUAUUUUCUUUAUACCUUUAAGUGUUGAAAAGAUUAAAUUAUAAAAGUGUUCCCAGGUAUUGUUUUACAUGAUUCAGAUUAUUGACAUUGGAUCAAUUUAUUUGAAAGGCACACAAAUAAAUCUAUUUUUGGACUUGUGAGUCUUGAUAUUUGUGUGACUCAAUUGAUCUCUAAAAAUGACUUCACUCACGGUAACGUCAUGUCAAAUAAACAGUCAAUAUUUUAUUUACAACAACAGGAAAUGUCCAUUUAUAAAGACACUUUAAAUACAUUUGAUCUGACAUCAAAAAAUGUGUAUAUACUAAGAAGAUUGAUUGUGAUGGAACUUAAAAGACACAUCCAAAAUGCUGUAACUUAACCAAAUAAAAAAAUAUUUGAAAUCUA